Molecule: messenger RNA, 1410 nt
Organism: Castor canadensis (American beaver)
Lineage: Eukaryota; Metazoa; Chordata; Mammalia; Rodentia; Castoridae
Source: RefSeq, a predicted model, not a curated record
AUGAUUCAGAAGAGAAGCCUUCGCCAGCCGGUUCUCUCCUGUCCCUGGGCGCAUUUGCGUAACUGCGCUGCAGGUGGAGGAACCCAGGCUCCGGGAGCCUCGGGGGCGGGGCUCCCAGGGGGCGGAGCUCUCGGGGGCGGGGCUUCCCGGCCAUCCGCCCCGCCCCCGCCAGGGCCCCGCCCACCCCCGGCUGCGCGCAAAGCCCGGAGCCCGGAGCACGCUGAGCCGCCCGCACCCCCGUCCCGCGCCCGCGACCCGGUCCAGAGCGGUCAGAACCGGCGCCCCAGGACCGCAGCAGGCGACCGCGGCCCGGCCCUGUGGAGGGCACUGCCCACGGGGCGCGGGACGGAGCGGCGGCCCGGGCGGGCGGGCGACAUGCAGCGGGACGGCGGCCAGGCUGCGGAACCCACAGACUUCCUCUUCCUGCCUCCCAGUGGGCUGUGUGCACCGCCCCCUGGGAGCUCCGUGCUCCGGAUCCACUGCCCAGACCUGGCAUCUCUGCCUGUGCAGCAUGUCGUGCUGGCUGACCAGGGUCACCCGAAGGAGCAGGACACAGAGGAGCCAAAGAAAAGGAAGGGGGGCUGGCCCAAAGGCAAAAAAAGGAAACCCCCGAGGGACCUGUCUGUGCCCCGUGCACCUACAACAGGGUAUGUGAUAUUCCUGAACGAACAGAGAAGCCAGCUGCGGGCCAAACACCCCGACGUGCCUUUCACAGAAAUAACGAAGAUGUUGGCUGCUCAGUGGGCACAGCUGUCUCAGGAGAAAAAGCAAAGGUACGUUUAUGAAGCUGAUGAGGACAAACAACGUUACAUUCGAGAGCUGCAGGCCUACCAGAGCUCCGAGGCCUAUCGUGCCUUCCUGAGGAGGCGGGCGGCCCACAGGGCACUGUGUGGACCAGGGACCCCAGGAAGUGAAAUUGAGAGCGAGAGCCUUGACCUCUCAGUAAUUGAUGCGGACGAGAACAGUGACCUGUACUGCCGCACCUGCAGCCAGUUCUUCAGCUCACUGCACAACAAGAGGGAGCACCUGCUGGGCAGGCAGCACCUGCACAACCUCACAGGGGAAUUUGAGAAAGACUCAGCUGAGUACUCGAGGUUCAUGGAGCUCCCAGAGGAGGAAGGGCAGCAUGUGAAUAAAGUGGAGUCCGAGGAGGAGGCUGAGCCCAACGCACGGCUAGGAGGAGGGCUGGUUCGGGAGGAGAGUUUUGCAUCCCUGGACGUGUGCUUCUGGGAGGAGUUCAUCUGUAAACUGCUGAGAAUCAAGGAGUUUGAGCUCGGAGAGCUGAGGAGGUCCCUGGAAAGAGCUCAAGUGGAACAGGCAACCCUGCAGAGGCAGCUGAUGGAGUUCCAGUGGGCUGUACCUGUCACCCAUGACAGGCCUGCCCCACCUAGAAGCCCCCACACCGCAUGA